Molecule: messenger RNA, 2459 nt
Organism: Clunio marinus
Lineage: Eukaryota; Metazoa; Arthropoda; Insecta; Diptera; Chironomidae
Source: the annotation of a GenBank genome assembly
GACAUUACUCAUAAACAGCGUUUCAUUCGGUAAAUUGAGAGAUAAAUUGUGUUCUUGUUUAUUAGUAAUUUCAAGUUAAAAUGGGUGAAGCUGGAAACUGGUGUUUAAUUGAAAGCGAUCCAGGUGUUUUCACUGAGCUGAUUCGCGACUUCGGAGUAACUGGCUUGCAAGUAGAAGAAAUUUGGAGUCUAGAUGCUGAUGAGUUUAAGAAUUUAGGAACUGUUCAUGGUUUGAUAUUUCUUUUUAAAUGGGUGAAAGAUGAUGAACCAGCUGGUUCUGUCGUCCAGGACAGUCGAAUGGACCAAAUAUUCUUUGCAAAACAGGUCAUUCAAAAUGCUUGUGCCACACAGGCGAUUCUCAGUGUAUUGCUUAACGUAAAUCAUCCAGAUAUCAAACUUGGAGACACUCUUGCUGACUUCAAAGAGUUCACGCAAUCUUUUGACGCUUAUAACAAAGGAUUAGCUAUGAGCAAUGCAGCUCAAAUCAGAACUGUUCAUAAUUCUUUUGCUCGUCAAACGCUUUUCGAAUUAGACAAUUCAAAAAACAACAAAGACGAAGACGUAUUCCAUUUCAUUUCGUAUUUGCCUAUCAAUGGACGUUUAUAUGAGCUCGAUGGACUUAAAGAGGGACCAAUUGAUCUCGGCGUCAUCGGUGAUCAAAAUUGGCUUGACGUUGUUCGUCCGGUGAUUGAGAAACGAAUUCAAAAGUAUAGCGAGGGUGAAAUUCACUUCAAUCUCAUGGCAAUGGUUUCAGAUCGUCAAAUGUUAUGUCAACGACAACUUGAUGUUUUGAUAAAUGACGAGAAUGCAAUGGACACAGACACAAAACACAGUGAAAUCGCUAAAUUAAAAAUGCAAAUUGAAGAUGAAGUUUUAAAGCGAAAACGAUACAAGAUUGAAAACAUUCGUCGCAAACACAAUUAUCUUCCAUUAAUUGUCGAAAUUUUAAGGAUCUUGGGUGAAAAAGGUCAAUUAUCGCCUUUGUAUGAGAAGGCAAAGCAACGCGCUAUCGAACGUGAAUCAUCAAAACAAAAAAAUUAAAACAACAAACUUAAAAUUCUUUUUCAUCACUUUCAUUUAUGUCAAUCAAUCCUUUGGAAGAUGUAUAAACUUUCAUUUAAAUAAAAUCUUUUGCAAUUAGAUUUUCUUUAUAUUUUCCUGGUUUAUUAUCGAUUUUUCUUUCGUAAUAUAAUUUUCCCUCAGCUUCUUGAUAUUGUUCUGAUAUGAGUUCGGUGAGUUCUUUCAAUUUGUCACUUGCGAUUGCAUUUCGAAUUGUUGCGAAGAAUUCUCUGUAAUGAUGAAGAUUGUGAAUGGUGAGCAGCAUUGGACCUAAUAGCUCGUGAGUCGUUAACAGAUGAUUUGUGUAUGCUCUUGUAUGUUUUCUGCAAGCAAGACAAGAACAUCCUUCAAGGAAUGGCUUAAAAUCGUCUUUGUAUUUAGAAUCCAACAAAUCAAUUUCUGGAAAUAAUUUUGCUGGUUUGUUGAUGUUAAAAUUGAAAACCAUUGCACGGUUGGCAUUUGUCACGAGAUUAACUAAUGACGAAUCGAAUAAAUCAAUUCCUUGAGCAAUAAGUUCCAAUGUAACGUUUGGUAGAUAAGCACCCGACAUAACUUUCAGCUUUUCUUGAGGAAGUUGUGCGAUUGUUGAAGAAACAAUUUCUUUCAAAGAAGUGACAUCAAUUUCAGCUGCUUCAUGUCCAUUUCUAUGUAAUCCAUCUAUGAAAUAUCCAUCAACAUCUUCACUUUUUUUAUUCAUUUCUUCUACAAUUUUCCUUCUUUCAAAUUCAUUAAAGCCUCCGACAAUUGUUCCAAUCAUAAACGAAUUUUUAAGAACUGCUGAUGAUUUCUUCAGUUGUACAGAUUCUUCGUAGAACCGUCUACUUUUCUCAGAAGCUUUUGCAACUCUUCUUUUAGGACAAUCUUUAAACGAGUCACCGUCAGCGAGCGUUGUGUAAAAAUCUGGUUUGAAGACUUCCAUCAUUUUCAUGUAUCUUUGUGGUGUGAUGUUAAGCCUUUCAGACUUUCUGUAAAUAGGAACUGAAUCCUUGUCUUGAGAUGCUGAUGGUGAGAAGAUACUUCCAUUUUUUAAACUACAAAACGUCAGACUUUCUUUUAAAGCCCAGAAAUCAGAAAUACCUUUGCCGGAAAUUUCAAGAGGUUUCUCCAUUUGUUCAACGUUGCUUACUGGAAGUGAUAUGGCAAAAUCUUUUGACAAUUCAAAGCCAGAUAAUUCUAGAACCUCACGACUCAGUUGUGGAUGCAAAUAGAGCAGCAUUGGAGUCUUGAACGUUUUAUCAGGAAGUCUUUCUACAUUUUUUAUUAAACCUAUACGUCCUCCAUACUUUGACACUGAUUCCACAACAAACUUUGUCAUUUUAAUACUUUAUAAUUUAAAAAGCAAUGUUUAUCGAGUUGAUGUAAGUUACACAUGUAAGGAACAAAAUUUGCCUCAAUCACAUU